Owenia fusiformis is the source of this 4195-nucleotide messenger RNA. The record is from the annotation of a GenBank genome assembly. NCBI's taxonomy places the organism in Eukaryota, Metazoa, Annelida, Polychaeta, Sabellida, Oweniidae.
AUGAAAUUCAAUUUGAGUAGAUUCUCUAGGCUACAGAUCUACAGUCUACAGAUUUCGCAACGUUGCACAAUUCAAGCCUAAAAAUCGAUUUAUUUUCUUGCUUUGUCAGCAGCAACAUAGUAUAUUUUAGCUUAUUCAUAUCACAAGCAUAACAGGUUUUUUCUCAUUUUAGAUCCAUCAAUAUACAAUAUUAUAUACGAGAGAACACAAAAUGGAUCUGGGUAUGGAUGAAACAAAUAUUCCACAGAGUGAACCAAUGGAAGUUAGUCAAGUGCAAAAUAAAGCUGGUGGAUUUGUGUGGAAAGUUGAUGAUAUACAACGACUUAGGAGAUUUCUAUGCUUUGGUUCUGAAUCGGGGACUUAUUAUUCUUCUCCCAAGGAACUUGGACUAGAGAAUGCAAAAGUGUUUUUAAAGCUCAUAAAAGAAGGUAAAGGGAAGGACAUUGUAAAAGUGGUACGUGACUUCAGCGUAGAUGGUCGAACAGCCAAGCAAGAUUCUAUAAUAUUUGCCCUAGCAUUAUGUGCCAGGUCUGAAGAUACAGACACCAAAGCAGAAGCCUACAAAGUUCUUAACGAAGUUUGUCGAAUCCCAACUCACUUGUUUGCAUUUGUUCAGCAAUGUGAGAAACUAAGCAAAGGUACUGGGUGGGGUCGUGCUCAUCGACGUGCUGUUUCAUCAUGGUACACACAAUUUUCCGAUAAACCAAAGAAACUGGCCAAUCAUAUCACAAAAUAUCGCAACAGGAAUGGAUGGACCCAUAAGGACCUUUUAAGAUUGUCUCAUAUGAAAACAGAAUCUGAUUCACUUGCUUGCAUUUUCAAGUAUAUUGUCAAGGGAAUCGAGGCUACGAAAGAGACAUAUGAGAAUGAAAAGUAUGAUUCUGAAGAUGUUAAAGAUGUCCUUGAUUACCUGUGUGUGGUUGAAAUGGCUCGUAUAUCCCAAGAUGAGCAACAGCUCAAAGGUCUCAUCAUGAGUUACCAACUGGUGAGGGAGCAUAUACCUACCAAUAUGUUGAACAGCAAAGUUGUAUGGAGCGCACUGUUGGUCAAUAUGCCAAUGACAGCCAUGAUUAGGAAUCUUUCCAAGAUGUCAAGCAUUGGAUUGCUCGAAAAAGGAAGUGAGGAGGAAAAGAUAAUUGUGGACUGUCUGAAUAAUGAGAUGAAGUUACGCCAGGCUCGUAUCCACCCAUUCAAUGUCUUAGUGGCUUUGUUUACGUACAGCAAAGGUGCAGGCGAAAGGGGUAAACUGAAGUGGCCUGUGAAUUUGCAAGUAACAAAGGCAUUGGAUACUGCCUACCACUUGUCAUUCAAGUUUGUCGAACCGACUAACAAACGAUAUUGCCUUGCUGUUGAUGUGAGUGGCUCAAUGUGUUCCCCAGUUCUUGGCACUGCCGCCAUUACAUGUCGUGAUGCUUCAGCUGCCAUGAUGAUGACGACAGCACGUACAGAGACAAAUUACGAAGUGGUUGCAUUUUCACAAACCUUAAAAAAGAUGGAUAUUAGGAGUGAAAUGCAACUGCAACAAGUGAUUUCUGAGAUUAAACGUUUCUCUAUGGGAGGCACAGACUGUGCUCAACCAAUGCUAUGGGCCAAGAAGUACAAGAAAGAAUUUGAUGUUUUUAUCGUAUACACUGACUGCGAAACCUGGGCAGGGGCAGUGCAUCCAGCUGAGGCCCUCCGUCAAUACCGCAAGGCCAUGAAUAUCUGGGAUGCUAAAUUGAUUGUCUGCGCUAUGACCAGUAAUGGAUUCACGUUAGCGGAUCCAGAGGACCCUGGCAUGCUUGAUAUGUCAGGUUUUGACAGUGCUGCUCCCAAUAUAAUGAGUAAUUUCAUACUUGGAAAAAUUUGAACUAGAGAAGGUCAGGACUACAUGGAGGGUGACAGGGAUUAUGGCAACUCAUCCUCGUAUGGUACACACACACGAAUCUGCAAAAAGUAAUACCUUGAUAAAUGGAGAUAAAAAAUUAGUCUUUCAUAUGUGUAUACUUGUGUUUCAGGUGUUCCACAUAUAUUUUACACACAUUGUGAAUUUUAUCUCUGUGACUAGAUACAAGUCUAGUUUUAGAUUACAGUUUCAACUGUAGUUGAACAUCAGGACCGUAGCCAGAGGGGGGGGGUUGAGCCAUUUUAGGCCAAACCUAUCCCUACUAUCAUAGCUUUGUGUUUUGAAUUAUGAUUAAUCAGUUGUAUUAUUAUAUAAAGAUGAAGUAGGUCAACUAACUUUACCAGUACCAGUGUGUUGCAUUACUAUGACAACACAAAUGAGCCAAACAAAAUAUCAGAGCUGCCAAAAAAAUUUUGUUACUUUUGUAUAUAAAUAAGUUGAAUUAUGCAUUUGUUUUUAUAGAACUAUAUAUUCACGCGGUCCUAACUUUGAUCGUAAUUUGAAUUUUUGACCUACCAGAUGUUUGAAAAUCAAGGAUUACGAGUCUCAUACUGCACCGUUUUUCUUCAAACUUGUUCCAUUCAAACCAUAACAAAAAUCACUUUCUAAUGGUACAUUAUUCCCUACUUCUAGCGGCAUUUUGGUACCCAGCUGUAAGAAGGCCUUGUAACAGCUGGGGACCAAAACACUGCUAGAACGAGGGACUCUUUACAAUAAAGCAAUGCACCGACAGAACGGCAAUUUUGUUUUGCUUUUAAUGGUAUAGGUUUGAAGAAAAACGAUGCAGUAUGAGACUCGCAAUCCUUGAUUUUCAAGCAUCUGGUAGGUCAAAAAUUCAAAUUAACGGUCGAAGUUAGUACCGCGUGAUAUUUAGGAUAUAUUUAGAUAUGUACAUGUAUAAAACAUACUUUUACUUGAAUAACUUUGUGUACAUACAUACUUUUACUUGAAUAACUUUGUGUGCAUACAUGUACAUACUUUUACUUACACAUGUAUAACUAUGCUUUUAGGGCACAGUUUCUGGCAGUACUAGUUUACAAUAAUUAUAUCUACAUAUAUAUAUAUAUACAGUAUAUCUUUUGAUCAUUGAGAAUUUAAAUUAAGUUGUAGAAUAAUCGUUCCGGUGCACCUUUAGUACUGCGGACAAGGAAAUGGCAAAAUUUAUGGUAAAUAGCAAAUAAAAUACUGCUUAUAUGUUUAUAAAACUGUUGCGAGAACAAACUUUUGAAAGACACAAAUUACAGAAGAAGGAUAGUACUUGUCAGGAAAAUGAUACCUGAUCUCAGAUCGUCAUUUACAAUACUAUAAUAAUAACUAUGCAGGUUUUACUGUAUUUUGAAUUGUUAACUAAAUGUGAUAUUUCUGUAUAUUGCAAUAUAAAGUACUGGAGGUGUCAACAUUUUUAAAGAUGUUUUGAUUUAUUUACAAAAUAAAAAACAUUAUACAUCAAAUGUGUGUUAGUCUUUUCAUAUGACCUAUUCAAGAAAUGUUACAACAUACAGAAUUGAUCAUUGACUUGGGUUGUACAUUAAUGACGAAGAAGAGAUUAUUUGGAAUGAUGUAGUCUUGCUACACGCCCUUGUGAGUUCUCCCAACUACACACCUCCCCAGAAGUGUGAGGUGAGUGGUCAAGUAGUGUGAGGGGGGCCAUAGGGCUUUGUAGAUCAGAUAUGAUGCAUAUACUGUAAAUGAGUUUUUGCAUUGGGUAGUGCUGCAUUGACUUGAGUUAAAAUCAUUGACUUGGAUUGUACUGCCUUGACUUGAGUUGAGAUCAUUGACUUGGGUGGUACUGCCUUGACUUGAGUAGAGAUCAUUGAAUUGGUACUGCUUUAACUUAAGUAGAGAUCAUUGACUUGGAUGGUACUGCCUUGACUUGAGUAGAGAUCAUUGACUUGGGUGGUACUGCCUUGACUUGAGUAGAGAUCAUUGACUUGGGUGGUACUGCAUUGACUUGAGUAGAGAUCAUUGACUUGGUACUGCCUUAACUUGAAUAGAGAUCAUUGACUUGGGUGGUACUGCCUUGACUUGAGUAUAGAUCAUUGACUUGGUACUGCCUUAACUUAAGUAGAGAUCAUUGACUUGGAUGGUACUGCCUUGACUUGAGAAGAAAUCAUUGACUUGGGUGGUACUGCAUUGAUUUGAGUAAGAUCAUAGACUUGGGUGAUACUAGAUAUAGUACUGUAAUUACUUGAGUAAAGAUCAUUCAAUUGACUUGGAUGGUACUGCAUUUACUUGAGUAAGAUCAUAGACUUGGGUGAUACUAGAUAUAGUACUUUAAUUACUUGAGUAAAGAUCAUCCAAUUGACUUGG